Molecule: messenger RNA, 1101 nt
Organism: Macroventuria anomochaeta
Lineage: Eukaryota; Fungi; Ascomycota; Dothideomycetes; Pleosporales; Didymellaceae
Product: DUF1751-domain-containing protein
Exons: 2
Coding region: 1-1101 (366 amino acids)
Biological process (GO): retrograde vesicle-mediated transport, Golgi to endoplasmic reticulum
Cellular component (GO): Golgi apparatus; membrane
Source: RefSeq, a predicted model, not a curated record
AUGGCCCGCAUAAACCUGCCGCCCAUAACCCGGGCCCUGCUGGCAGCCACCGUCUUCUUCACGCUGCUCAACUUCGUCUUGCGGCCGCAGUCCAAUUGGGUCGAGAAGGUCGAGAAGCCCUUGAUCGGUGUCGGCAACGGCGUGCCCUACCUCACCAUCGUGCCCGGCCACUCGGUCAUAUAUCCCUGGGUCUUCGCGCUGGCCACCGUCGUCGAGCAGAACCUCGCCGGCCUCAUCAUCAAUGGCGCCACCCUCUUCUAUGGCGGACGCUACUUGGAGCGCGCGUGGGGAGAGAAGCAGUUCGCCAAAUUCAUCCUGUUCGUGGCUAUGGUGCCCAACAUCUUGAGCUUCCUGCUCUAUCUCGCCGGCUAUGUCAUCACCUCAAAGGCGGUCCUACUCCGCACCACCAUCUCUGGCGGCAUCGCCAUCCAGGCUGGCUUCCUCGUCGCCUUCAAGCAGCUCGUCCCCGAACACACCGUCGCCAUCGCAAAAGGCUUCAUUCGCAUGCGCGUCAAGCACUUCCCCGCCAUCUUCCUGCUCGCCAACACCAUCUCCGGCAUCGUCCUCGGCACCGAGACGGCCAUGUUCCUCGCCUACUUUGGCUUCAUGACGGCCUGGGUCUACCUGCGGUUCUAUCGUGUCAGUCCAUCGCUCUCUUCUGCCGCAACCGGUGACGGCUCGGUCAUCACGGGCGACGCUUCUGACACUUUCGCCUUCGCCUACUUCUUCCCCGAGCCCAUCCAGACGCCCCUGGGCCAGCUCGCAGACGGCAUCUACAACGUCCUGAUCUCGCUGGGCGUCUGCACACCCUUCUCCACCCAAGACAUCGAUGCAGGAAACGACCAGGCAAGCGCACGCGCCGAGGGAGGCUUGCCGAGCAUUAUGAACCCCAACAGCACGGGUGGAAGAGGAGGAGCGACACGCGCAGAGGCCGAGAGACGGCGGGCGUUGGCGUUGAAGGCGCUGGACCAGCGGCUGCAUGCGGCCGCCGCCCGUGCUGCGGCACCUGCUGCGCCGUCAGCUCCGGAAGCCUCGAACGUGUUGGGCGAGACGAACUACGAGCCGGACCGACCAGACGCCCUAACGCAGUCUGCAUCAUGA